Messenger RNA from Anastrepha ludens (Mexican fruit fly), 1297 nucleotides. RefSeq lists its product as uncharacterized. Lineage: Eukaryota; Metazoa; Arthropoda; Insecta; Diptera; Tephritidae. The transcript has 4 exons. The coding region runs from base 143 to 1291 and encodes 382 amino acids. The record is from RefSeq and is a predicted model, not a curated record.
UGUCAUUUAAAUUUCACAUGUUUUCAGUAUUACGCACUAUGUUAAGUAUAAUUUUGGUUAAUUUAUUAAAAAUCAAAAAAAAUCUGCCAAUCGAAUGUGAAAAUAUAUUAAAGUUAUAAAAGCUCAGCGCCGACUCUUCAAAAUGGCGAUGUUUGAUAAGCAUUUGAGAAACAUUACGAAUGCGAUUUCAGUAGAAGUAGAGACUAGAAGUUAUUUGGAAAAAGAUUUCGAAUUGAUACGAAUUUAUCUAAUGAGCAUAUUGCAAAACGAUCCAAUAAUAGGUCCUAUGCUCAUAGAAAAUUCGAAAUAUCAAGCCAGUAAUUUCAAUUGUUCGAUAGUACUGGAUUUUUCUCGUUUCAUGCCUCUUGGUGUCGUUCAAACACCAUACCCAUCCUUUAUUAAAAUUGCCCAGCGUGGACGCAACAGAAUAAUUGGCAUACAUGAUUUACCAUUUCUUGGUAAUGGUGGAAAUAUUGCCGGCGGCAAUGUAACGCAUAUGGUAAAAGGUUUAAUUGCACAAGGCUUAGAUUUUAGUGGAUAUUUUGUGCGUGGUCAUAUGGGCGAUAUUUACGAAUUGGAAUUGAUGGAUGAAACAAAAAACUUGAAGCACAGUUAUAUUGACUGUGAUAAUGAAUGGCAAAAUAACUACAUUAUACUAAAUGCCACCACUGAAGAAAUUACAAUGAAAAUACGUUUCCGUGUAUUACUAAAAAUUUGUGCCAGCAACAAACCCGCAAUGCCACAUCCAACGCAUUAUUUAAAAAUGGUUUGGUUAGCUGCAGCAGACGUUCAGUAUAUGGAAUACUUUUCAUUGUGUGCGCCCUCAACUGAACGCGAAUUGGCAUCAUCUCCGUCGUAUUUGCUUGCAAUGCGAUUAUUAGUUUCACUGAUAAAACGCAGUAAACUACACACAUUAAAGAAAAGUCACGUGGAAUCGAUUAGCUAUGAGUCGAUUUAUUCGAAAGAAAAGGCAGGAUCAGAUAAAUCUAAGGAGACUGUGAUUGAUGUUCUAAUUGCUAUUUUACAACGUAUGAUAGAGUAUCUCGGCAAGAAUCGGUUUCCAUAUUAUUGGAACACUAAUGAGAAUCUGGUACUUCUAUUAAAAAAUUAUGCAAAUAGAUUAUAUACGUGCAAUCGUUUGACGAAUUUGUUGGAGCAUAUACGUGAAAUGCGACAAAACCAAGAAGUAUCCUAUGAAGAAAUUGAAUUAUUCUUCGGUGUACAGGUAAAUUCGCAUUUAUACAAUGUCGACGAUUUCGGAAUUUACAGAAGUUUCAUCAAACAUUCAUAAAUGACU